Prorocentrum cordatum is the source of this 338-nucleotide messenger RNA. The record is from the annotation of a GenBank genome assembly. NCBI's taxonomy places the organism in Eukaryota, Dinophyceae, Prorocentrales, Prorocentraceae.
GGCCCGCAGAGGCCGCCGGGGACCCGCGGCCGCCGCCAGGCACCCGAGGCGCGCCUCUUCCGGCUGCUCGGCCGCCUCGGCCGCCGCGAGCGGCACGCGGUGAUCCUGCGGUGCUUCACAGAGCCGCAGAGGCGCGCACUGGAGCGCUGGAUCCUGACGGAGCGACCAGAGGCCAGCGCCGGCGCCCGCGCAAAGAGCAGGUCAAGGAGCACUUCCGCCGCGCCGCCGAGGGCCCCGCGUUCCAGGUCGGGCGUCUGCGGCGUGGAGGGCCACCUGCGCGCCGGGGUGCUGACCUACCGCGCCAGCGCGGCCGCGGGGCCCUUCCGCGUGACGGCGGG